This is a messenger RNA of Elephantulus edwardii (Cape elephant shrew), 2764 nucleotides long. It is a transcript of the gene TPCN1, whose product is annotated as two pore segment channel 1. Gene Ontology annotation, cellular component: endosome membrane; lysosomal membrane. The transcript has 28 exons. NCBI's taxonomy places the organism in Eukaryota, Metazoa, Chordata, Mammalia, Macroscelidea, Macroscelididae. Gene Ontology annotation, molecular function: monoatomic ion channel activity; voltage-gated channel activity. Bases 323 to 2764 code for a protein of 813 amino acids. Gene Ontology annotation, biological process: transmembrane transport; monoatomic ion transport. The record is from RefSeq and is a predicted model, not a curated record.
GAGGGCACGGUAGGCGGUGGAUGGGAGUGCUGGCGCAGCUGCCGUGGUGGCAGCGGCUGGAGUGGCGGCGACCGAAGUGGCGGCGGCGGCGGCGGCUGCAACAGCUCUGGACUCAGAGAUCUUUGGCGGCGGCGGCGCCGGCGGGCUGUGCUGUGCUGUGCGGACCCCGGUGCAUGGUCCGGAUUGCUGGGGCGGUGCAUAAGAUGCGGCUGAUGGAGUUUCUGAGAAGCACCUUGGGCACAGCGGCUUUGGAAGGGACAUCAGACCAGAGACUACUUAAAGCCUUGACCAUAGCAUCCUGAGGGUUGCGGGAGAGGAGACCAUGGCUGUGAGCUUGGAUGACGACGUGCCCUUGAUCCUGACCUUGGAUGAGGGUGGCAGCGCCCCCCUGGCUCCAUCCAAUGGCCUGGCCCAAGAGGAACUGCCUAGCAAAAAUGGAGGCAGCUGUGCCCUCGGCGACUCCCGGGAGCCCAGCCUGAGCUCAGGGGGCGAGACCUCCCCCUCGAGCCCCACCAGACACAGCUGGGAGAUGAAUUACCAAGAGGCAGCCAUCUACCUCCAGGAAGGCGAGAAUAACGACAAGUUCUGCACGCACCCCAAGAAUGCCAAAGCGCUGGCGGCCUACCUCUUUGCACACAACCACCUCUUCUACCUGAUGGAGCUGUCCACGGCCCUGCUGCUGCUGCUGCUGUCCUUGUGUGAGGCCCCCGCCGUGCCCGCACUCCGCCUGGGCAUCUACGUCCAUGCGACCCUGGAGCUCUUUGCCUUGAUGGUGGUUGUAUUUGAACUCUGCAUGAAGUUACGGUGGCUGGGCCUGCACACUUUCAUCCGGCACAAACGGACCAUGGUCAAGACCUCCGUGCUGGUGGUCCAGUUCAUCGAGGCCACGGUGGUGUUGGUCCGGCAGACGUCCCACGUGCGGGUGACCCGGGCCCUGCGCUGCAUCUUCCUGGUGGACUGUCGGUACUGUGGUGGCGUCCGGAGGAACCUGCGUCAGAUCUUCCAGUCCCUGCCGCCCUUCAUGGACAUCCUGCUGCUGCUGCUGUUCUUUAUGAUCAUCUUCGCCACCCUCGGUUUCUACUUGUUCUCCCCAAAUCCUUCAGACCCGUACUUCAGCACCCUGGAGAACAGCAUCGUCAGUCUGUUUGUCCUUCUGACCACAGCCAAUUUCCCGGAUGUGAUGAUGCCCUCAUAUUCCCGGAACCCCUGGUCCUGCGUCUUCUUCAUCGUCUACCUGUCCAUCGAGCUGUAUUUCAUCAUGAACCUGCUUCUGGCCGUGGUGUUCGACACCUUCAAUGACAUUGAGAAGCGCAAGUUCAAGUCUCUUCUGCUGCACAAGCGGACCGCCAUCCAGCACGCCUACCGCCUGCUCGUCAGCCAGCGGAGGCCCUCUGGCAUCUCCUACCGGCAGUUUGAGGGCCUCAUGCGCUUCUACAAGCCCCGCAUGAGCGCGCGGGAACGCUACCUUAGCUUCAAGGCCCUGAACCAGAGCCAGACGCCUCUGCUCAGCCUGGAGGACUUCUACGACAUCUACGAGGUGGCCGCCUUGAAGUGGAAGGCAAAAAAAAACAGGGAGCAUUGGUUUGAUGAGCUGCCCAGGACGGCGUUCCUUAUCUUCAAAGGAAUCAAUAUCCUUGUAAAGUCCAAGGCCUUCCAGUAUUUCAUGUACCUGGUGGUGGCCGUCAACGGCAUCUGGAUCCUGGUGGAGACGUUCAUGCUGAAAGGUGGGAACUUCUUCUCCAAGCACGUGCCCUGGAGUUACCUCGUCUUCCUCACGAUCUAUGGCGUGGAGCUGUUCCUGAAAGUGGCUGGCUUGGGCCCCGUUGAGUAUCUGUCGUCCGGAUGGAACCUGUUUGACUUCUCGGUCACAGCAUUCGCCUUCCUGGGGCUGCUGGCGCUGGCCUUCAACAUGGAACCCUUCUAUUUUAUAGUGGUCCUGCGCCCCCUCCAGCUGUUGAGGUUGUUUAAACUGAAGAAGCGUUACCGCAACGUGCUGGACACCAUGUUUGAGCUGCUGCCGAGGAUGGCCAGCCUGGGCCUCACCCUCCUCACCUUCUACUACUCCUUCGCCAUCGUGGGCAUGGAAUUCUUCUGUGGGAUCCUCUACCCCAACUGCUGCAACAUGAGCACCGUCGCGGACGCCUACCGCUGGGUCAACCACACAGUGGGCAACAGGACGGUGGUGGAGGAAGGCUACUAUUAUCUCAACAACUUCGACAACAUCCUCAACAGCUUUGUGACCUUGUUCGAGCUCACGGUCGUCAACAACUGGUACAUCAUCAUGGAAGGCGUCACCUCGCAGACCUCCCACUGGAGCCGACUGUACUUCAUGACCUUCUACAUCGUGACCAUGGUUGUGAUGACCAUCAUCGUGGCCUUCAUCCUGGAGGCCUUUGUCUUCCGAAUGAAUUACAGCCGCAAGAACCAGGACUCGGAAGUGGACAGUGGCAUCGUCCUCGAGAAGGAACUGUCCAAGGAAGAGCUGGUCACUGUCCUCAAGCUGUACCGGGAGACGCAGGGCUCCGCCUCGGACAUUGCCCAGCUGCUUAAGACCCUCUCCCAGAUGGAGCGGUACGAGCAAAACUGCGUGGUGUUCCUGGGGCGGAGGUCCAGGACCAAGAGCGACCUGAGCUUGAAGAUGUAUCAGGAGGAGAUCCAGGAGUGGUACGAGGAGCAUGCCCGGCAACAGGAAGAGCAGCGGCAGCAGCCCCCCAGCACCCAGCAGCCCCCCGGCAGCCGGCAGCGCUCCCAGACCAUCACCUAG